CUUUUCAGCACCAACCAGUGCAGAAAAAUACAGUUAGAAUACAAAAAAGCACAGUUUUUUCAGCGAAGUAAAACGUAUAAUUAUUACACAAAGUACCCCAACAUGACGCAGAUCCCUUUUCAUCUAUCUUAGAAUUGAGCAUCAAAACUGAAGACAUACAUCCGCAAUGGGUGUGUAUAGAAUGCCCAGAAUCGUUCGAAACGAUAGAGGAAUUCUCUAGUCAUCAUGAACAAACCCAUGUAUUCCCAUGUCAUGUAUGUGGCAAGAUAUACAAAAAACUAGAGCUAACGGAACAACAUAAAUAUUUUAUGCAUCCAGAAGCAUGCAUUUUUAAGUGUUCGGUGUGCGAUGCAGUGUUCAAGACAGUGGAGCGAUUGGAAAGCCAUUUGAAUACCUUUCAUCCAUACGAAUGCGGUCUAUGUACGAAGAGAUUUAAGUUACAGGGAAUGUUAAGAGAACACGUCUCUUCUGAGCACCCAGGCCAAAGUGAUGAGCAAAGUAAAAAGUGUCUAUUUCAUUGUGAUAUUUGCGGAAAGGAAUUGCCUAGCAAGCCAGCUUUAAGAGUACAUCGGGUGGAUAAGCAUGGCAAUGAACAACACAAUUGUCCGCAUUGCGAACGAGUUUUCAGAUCCAAACCAAGAUUGAGAAACCACAUAUAUGCCAAGCAUAACGAAAAGACUGUUUGCGGUAUAUGUGGCGUGAUAGUAUCCUCGAGGAAAUGGCUGAGUAACCACAUGAAACUUCACGAAGAUAACAAACCGUACAAAUGCGACAUUUGUUAUAAACGAUUCAAUGCGCAUUAUACUUUGCAAGGCCAUAAGAGGAUUCAUAGUGAUGAAAAACCGUUUGCAUGUAGCCUUUGCUCGAAGAGUUUUAGACAAAAAUCCACGUUAAGAAAUCAUAUGGUCGUCCACACAGAAGACAAGACUUACUCCUGUGGAGUGUGCCAUAAAGAUUUUCGACAUAGAGCUUCUUUAAGUAAACACAGGUGUAUUGACACAUAAUAACACAAGGAAUAAUAUUUAUGUCUCACAAUUUAUUUGAUUACAUUGUAAAAUAUUAAACAUACACUAAAAACACUAGACGUCCUUGAUGAUUUUUCUCCUAAUUGUUAUUUGUUGCUAUUGUCGAUAACUGUUUCCAGCUCCAGACGAUGAAGACAUAUAUCUUCGAAAGCUUGAGAGUUUAAGUUAUAAGAGUGCACUUUUGCAAUACUUUGCCUUCUAGCCAAAGAAAUUAAAGGAUAUUUUCUCCUAACAGUUAAGGCAAUUAGCUAUGAAUA
Acanthoscelides obtectus is the source of this 1282-nucleotide messenger RNA. The record is from the annotation of a GenBank genome assembly. NCBI's taxonomy places the organism in Eukaryota, Metazoa, Arthropoda, Insecta, Coleoptera, Chrysomelidae.